GCGCGCGCGCGCGCGCUCGCUCAGGGAACGGGAGACAGGGACGUGGGAAAGGCUCCUCUGCCACUCCCACUGCCCCACUCUACCAAGUGAUAUCCUACAAGAUACUUGAAAUAGAUGAUCUCAAAGCGAAGUAUAAGAGAGGGAGAGAGACGGAAGAUAUUGGUGAAAUGGAGAAAGAACGAGCAUGAAGAAGAAGUGAGCGUGGCUCGUGAAAUGAAGAGGGUAGUUAGCUAGAUUCUCUGAUUAUUUCCUUCUAUGUAGAAUUGGGCUGCGAGGAUUUAUUGAUCUGAAGUGGUGGUAUUAGAUGAGGAGUUUGUUGCCUUUCCAUGGCCAGGGGAAAGGGGGCUCAAAAGCUGUGGAGAGAGUGUUAGAGGGGAAGCAAGCUUUUUUGCGGGUGGAUAAGAGAUCAGAGUUAGGGAUUCACGACGGAGUGGUGGAACCAAGAUCGGUGCUUGAUCACAGGAGCCCCAGCCCUCCCACCUCCACAGCCACACUGUCUUCUUCCCUGGGCGGCUCCGGCUCAACUGACACCGCCGGAGUGGCGGCGGUCUCUGGCGACGCCACCGACAAAUGGGGCUUCUCUGUCUCCGCCGCCGAGGAGAGCGGCGGUGCGGGCUGGAAGGAGGAAUGGGCGGCUGAGCUGCAGGCCUUACCGGCUGGCCUCGACGUGGGCUUCGAUGCGGGCGGUGCAAAAUGCGGCCUUGGAGUCGACGACUGGGAGACGAUGCUAUCCCAGGAUUCCUUCGUCUCCCCCGUCCGCGAGCAGAGUUUUCUUGGUUGGAUCGUGGGCGACGGCGACGACCCUGCCUCAGCCCGUCUUAAGCAGCAUCUCCUCACUCAUGGUCUGCCAGAUUUCGAUGUAGAUAAUAGCGGCUUCGGAUUGGGGAUUCUCGACUCGGCCGGCGACGGAAGCAUUGAAGACGUUGGUGGCGGCUUUCCGUUCACGGGUAGUAACAGCUGGGUAUCGCCGCCCUCUAACCGCAUCGGCAUCAAGGGCACCACCGUUAAUAUCAUCCCCCAAAACGAUAGUCAGUUAAUCUCGCCGCCUCAUCCACCGUCGUGCAACUUCUCCUCGCCGUUCUCUUUUCCACCGGGCAUUUACUUACCGGAGCCCUUGGAUGACGAGCUGCAGCUAUUUGCCUCAAACUCUCUCUUAAACCAGCAACCAGCCACUCCGAAUCCGUCCUUCUUUUUCAGAGUAGGGCAGGCAGAGCUGCAACAGCUACCUCCCCUCCACUUCCCUACCCAACCGAAGUGCCACCUCCCCGUAGGGGACGAAUAUAUGACGAAGCUCCCUUUUCUUGCAUCUGGUGGUAGCUCGGACCUCUUCCAUCGGAGGCAACCGUACGAGAAGCAACAACAACUCCAGCAAAGUCCAGUGAAGCCGAAAUCGUCAAUUUUCGACGAUGAUGCGGCGACACCUGUAGCGGCGCAGCAGAAGCAGCUAGUCGACAUGCUUACCGAAGCUGCAAAGAUGGUUGAGGCUAGGAAUUUCGCUAUCGCGCACGGGAUAUUGGCGCGGCUCAAUCACCAGCUCCCCUCGCCAGUGGGGAAGCCCCUUAUCCGCUCUGCCUUCUACUUCAAGGAGGCACUGCAACAUAUACUCUGUAACAGCCCUAGUCUUGAUCACCAUCAGAAGAACCCAUUGUCUACUUGCCUGUUGGCGGAGCAAUUUGACAUUGUGCACAAGCUCAGUGCUUAUAAAACAUUCUCUGAGGUAUCUCCCAUCGUCAAAUUCAACAACUUCACCAGCAUUCAAGCCGUCCUGGAAGAGCUCGGUAGCUCUGACCGCCUCCACAUCGUGGACUUUGACAUUGGAGUUGGCGGACAAUGGUCUGCAUUCAUGCAGGAGCUAGCACAGCGACGCCUCUCUUCUGCAAAUCCAGUGCGAAUGCUGAAAAUAACAGUGCUUGUGCCCAAUUACGCCCAAAACAACCUUGAGCUCCACCUUGUUGGUGACAAUCUCACCCAUUUUGCGAGUGAUCUCAAUAUACCCUUUGAAUUCUACUUCCAAAGCCUGGAAUCAUUUGAUGCCUUGGGGCUCCAUGUUACCGGAGGCGAAGCUAUUGCUGUAAACCUCCCGGUGGGCUCUGGGAGCCUUCCCUUAACGUCCAUCCUUAGCCUUGUCAGGAAGCUUUCUCCGAAGAUUGUCGUAUCAGUUGACCAAGGUUGCGAUCGGAGUGACUUGCCAUUCUGGCAGCAUUUCCUCCGUACUUUUCAAUCCACCAUAGUGCUCAUGGAUUCCAUUGAUGCAUCUGGGACUAACCAAGAUAUGGCAGCCAAGAUGGAGAAGUUCCUGCUUCAGCCAAGGAUAGAAAGUUCUGUUCUUCGACGAUACCUUGCUCCUGACAAAAUACUUCCCUGGAGAACAAUUUUUACCACCUCAGGUUUUAUCCCUAUUCAACUCAGCAAUUUCAUGGAGACACAAGCUGACUGCCUUUUGAAGAGAGUGCAGGUGAGAGGGUUUCAUGUGGAGAAGCGUCAAGCCACACUUUACCUCUACUGGCAGCGCAAGGAACUCGUCUCAGUGUCUGCCUGGAGGUGCUGAAGGUAUAACUACCUGGUUACAGCCAUGUUAUCCUUGUGUCUGAUUCUUGAAUAUCUGUAGCAAAGUUGGCAAUUUAGGUAGCUCACUCUUGGUUUUAGAUGUUUUCAUUUCUGUUGUCUAGUUGGUUAUAUCAUCAUCACCUUUUGUUUAUGUUCAGGUAAUCAUAGAUGUAUUUGCUUUAAGCAAAACGACAUUGGAUCUGUUGGAGAUACAUGUGUUUGUUUCUACAAUGUCAAUGGGGUUUCUAAUGAUCAUGAC
Zingiber officinale is the source of this 2806-nucleotide messenger RNA. RefSeq names its product scarecrow-like protein 27. Gene Ontology annotation, molecular function: sequence-specific DNA binding; DNA-binding transcription factor activity. The transcript has a single exon. The record is from RefSeq and is a predicted model, not a curated record. Gene Ontology annotation, cellular component: nucleus. Bases 305 to 2548 code for a protein of 747 amino acids. Gene Ontology annotation, biological process: regulation of DNA-templated transcription. Lineage: Eukaryota; Viridiplantae; Streptophyta; Magnoliopsida; Zingiberales; Zingiberaceae.